This is a messenger RNA of Mitosporidium daphniae, 2316 nucleotides long. RefSeq lists its product as uncharacterized. Gene Ontology annotation, molecular function: glutamine synthetase activity. Lineage: Eukaryota; Fungi; Microsporidia. Bases 1 to 2316 code for a protein of 771 amino acids. The transcript has 2 exons. The record is from RefSeq and is a predicted model, not a curated record.
AUGCCCGAGUUUCGCACCGAGCGUGUUCGCCAGCUCAUAGAGAGCAAACCACGAUCCCUCCUGGAGGCCGGAGAUAACGCGUUAUCAUCGCCAUCCAAACCUGUGAACAACUCGACAAUCUUUGCUACGAUAUUUGGUGAGCAGGUUUUUGGCCGUCGUCAAAUGGAGGCUUGUCUUCCAAAGCCGGUAUUUUCUGCGUUUUUGGAUCAAAUAUGCAAGGGAACAACUAUGGAUAAAAGCACGUGUGAUGCGAUCGCUCAUGCAGCUCGAGUUUGGGCCCAGGAGAAGGGGGCCACCCACUUUACGCACUGGUUCCAGCCCCACACAAACUCCACCGCAGAAAAGCAUGAUUCUUUCUUGUCUCUAAAAAUGAGUGCAACGGAGAUGGGAUUUGAAUCUACACCAAUUGAUGCCUUUUCGGGGUCUUCCCUGUUGCAGGCAGAACCAGAUGCCUCCAGCUUUCCGAAUGGCGGUGCAAGAACAACUUUCGAAGCUCGUGGAUAUACUGUUUGGGACCCAUCUUCCCCGAUGUUCAUUCAAAAGGGACCCCAUGGAACUUCUGUGCUUUACAUUCCAUCUAUUUUUCUCAGCUAUAAUGGCGAUGCUUUGGAUGAGAAAACUGGCCUUUUACGCUCCAUCGAUGCAGUGGCAAAGGCAUCUUGCCGUCUUAUCAAGUUUCUGGGAAAUGACAAGGCUGCAGAUGCAGAUGUCAGAGUCAUCCCCACACUUGGGUGUGAGCAAGAGUUUUUCUUGAUCGACCGUAGCCUAUAUGCCCACAGGCCAGAUUUGAGGCUCACCGGAAGAACUCUGCUUGGGAAAAUGCCACCAAAGCAUCAACAGCUGGAAGACCAUUAUUUUGGCAACAUUCCAUCUCGCGUUUUAGCUGCAAUUUCAGAGGCAGAGUUGGAGCUUUGGAAGUUAGGGGUCCCCAUCAAGACCAGACACAACGAAGUGGCUCCAAAUCAAUUUGAAGUUGCCCCCAUCUUUGAAGAUGCCAAUAUUUCGGUGGACCACAAUUUGUUGACCAUGGAAGUGAUCCACAAAGUCGCUCAUCGCCACAACCUCAAGGCUCUAUUUCACGAGAAGCCAUUCGCUGGAGUAAAUGGAUCCGGAAAACAUUGUAACUGGUCUCUGUUGACAUCAUCUGGAGUUAAUAUGCUGGAGCCAGGAAAUGCCCCAGAAGAGAACAUUCUUUUUCUCGCCACUCUUUUGGCUGUUCUGAUGGCAGUUCAGGAUCACGGACCGCUUUUGAGAGCCGCUGUGGCAUCUGCCUCAAAUGAUCAUCGCCUGGGGGCCAAUGAGGCGCCACCGGCAAUUGUUUCUGUCUUUCUUGGGGCCUAUCUUUCGGAGGUUUUGAAUUCCAUCGAAAAUGGCCAGUCUCCACAAAAUCUUUACCGCCCCACUUUGAAAUCUAUUUCCGUAGGGAGAAGGACCCUUGAUGUGAAACUUUCCUCGAUGCCCGAGAUCUGCCAAGAUCCUACUGAUCGCAAUAGGACAUCUCCAUUUGCCUUCACUGGAAACAAGUUCGAGUUUCGUGCCGUCGGUUCAAAGCAAAGUCCCUCGUUUCCUGUUGCCGUCCUGAACUCUGGUGUCGCCGAGGCGAUGAAUUAUAUUUGUGACCGAUUGGAGAGUGGCGACAAUGCAAUGGCACUGAUCCGCCAGCUGAUCUCGAAGACCAAGUCUGUUCGAUUUGAGGGCGACAACUACUCAAAAGAAUGGGAGGUUGAGGCCGAGCGCAGAGGUCUCCUCAACAUCAAAACAUCGCCAAAUUCAUAUUCGCUAUUGAGCAAAUCUAAUCAUCGAGAAAUGCUUAUCGAAAAAUGCAAGGUUUAUUCGGAAGCAGAACUGAACGCUCGCUUCCAUGUACUUCUGGAGAAGUAUGCGAAAGAUUUAUUGAUUGAAUCCAGAACGAUGGUUUCAAUGGUGCGCCAAUUUGUGCUCCCCGUGGCUUUCAAGUACCGCAGGGAAUUGAUGAGUGGAGUUACACUUCAAGUUUCAUCUUCCUUUCCUCACAAGCAGCCACUUGAGGAUGUCUUGUCUUCUUCGUUAAAGAUCAACGCUGCUGAGCAGGAUACCUGCCAAAGACUUUCUCUUGAAAUCGAUUCUGCUUAUAGAGUCCUUCUUCAGCUCGAGAGCGAGGUUGAAAAAGUUGAAGCAAUUGAGCACCAAAAUGGAGACCCCCUUUGCCAGUCCCUUGCUGCUGAAAAGCUGACAUUGCUUAUGUCGGAAUUGCGAGUACAUGUGGAUAAACUCGAGGAGCUUUCCCCGGAUGAGUACUGGCAGUUGCCCAAGUAUUCUGACAUUUUUUUCAAUUGA